Molecule: messenger RNA, 1289 nt
Organism: Zychaea mexicana
Lineage: Eukaryota; Fungi; Mucoromycota; Mucoromycetes; Mucorales; Lichtheimiaceae
Product: P-loop containing nucleoside triphosphate hydrolase protein
Exons: 5
Coding region: 284-1192 (302 amino acids)
Biological process (GO): microtubule-based movement; mitotic spindle organization
Molecular function (GO): ATP binding; microtubule binding; microtubule motor activity
Source: RefSeq, a predicted model, not a curated record
AUAUUCACCAUGAUAAGGAAUUCCAUUUUCUCUCUCUCUUUCUCUCUUUCUCUUCUCUUUUCUGCUCUUUCACUUCUUCGUCUUAGUCAUUCCUUCGUUCACUCUUUUCCUCUUUCUUCACCCCCCGCCCCGCACUACGCUGUAUUAAAAAACGUUACAUAUCAUCAUCAUCAACAUCAUCAUCGACAUAUUACCAAUCCAUUCAGUCCUUUAUUUUUGAUGCGAAUUAUCAUAAAUUUACUCGGCAGUAACAACGACACUAUCCACAACAGCAACUACAACAAUGCCCGUCAGCACCACCACCACCACCACCACCACCACUACUGCACUUCCUCUUAAAACUUCUUCUUUACCUAAGCCAUCAAGUCGUCAUCACAUCGACACAACGAAUGGGAAAAAAUCCAUUGCUGGACAACAGGAACAGCAAAAAGAAAGACAAGAGCAACAACAAGAGCACACUGUGCAUGUUGCACUGAGAGUUCGACCCACCGAGAAUGCCAACGACACUUUCAAAACACGUGGCAAAGUAAUCACAAUUGCACCAUUUCAAAAGUCAUUUGCCUUUGAUCACGUCUUUGAGUCGCAAAGCACACAGGAACAAGUGUUUCGAGGCACAACAAAAGAUUUGAUUGGCCAAGUGAUCAAUGGUCGCAAUGCAACACUUUUGGCAUACGGCGAAAGGGCGACGGGAAAAUCAUACACGUUGGGAUGCACAUUGAAUAGCUAUGAAGAUCCCGCAUAUGAAGGCAUUAUCCCGAGAGCGGCAGCAGCCCUUUUUGAUCGCUUACAACGACCUGGCCAAACGCUGCGACCUGCAUCGACCUUUACUACAUCUUCUUCAUCAUCUUCUUCCUCUCUACGUUCUCCCAACCCAACCCAAUCUACAUCAGCAUCAGCGAGACUACGUCCUGUCUCGAUGGUAGGCCCUCCUCGCCGAGGUUCUUCGCCAAAUCUGACCAACGGCACCAAUGGCCCACGCUAUGCAGUACGCAUUUCGUUUGCUGAAGUCCAUGACGAUAAAUUGGUGGAUCUACUCUGUAGCAGCGCUGAUAGCAACAAGUUGCCCUUCGAUCGGUCUGUGCGCAAUGCUCAACAAAGUGUACACGGUAUCAAAGAGGUCGCUGUACGCAAUACAGGUGACAUAUUGAGGUUUUUAUCCAACACUAUAUCAUGGAAGAAGAAUCGCGCGUAAAAGGAGUGCUGCCGGGGUUCUAGUAGAUCGAUAUUAACGCAGACCCAUCCGUGUGUAGGUACCUCGAAUCGGGUGUUCAAGCAUCAUCAAGCCAGCA